Trichechus manatus latirostris (Florida manatee) is the source of this 1575-nucleotide messenger RNA. RefSeq names its product solute carrier family 1 member 1 (gene SLC1A1). Gene Ontology annotation, biological process: L-glutamate transmembrane transport. Gene Ontology annotation, molecular function: glutamate:sodium symporter activity; L-glutamate transmembrane transporter activity; L-cysteine transmembrane transporter activity. The record is from RefSeq and is a predicted model, not a curated record. The coding region runs from base 1 to 1575 and encodes 524 amino acids. NCBI's taxonomy places the organism in Eukaryota, Metazoa, Chordata, Mammalia, Sirenia, Trichechidae. The transcript has 12 exons. Gene Ontology annotation, cellular component: plasma membrane.
AUGGGGAAGCCUGCAAAGAAGGGCUGCGACUUCAGGCGCUUUGUCAAGAACAACUGGCUGCUGCUGGCCACCGUGGCCGCAGUGGUGCUAGGGAUUGUCACGGGAGUCUUAGUUCGAGAAUACAGCCAACUCUCUAGUCUGGAUAAAUUCUACUUUGCUUUUCCUGGAGAAAUUCUCAUGAGGAUGCUGAAGCUCAUCAUUUUGCCAUUAAUUAUAUCCAGCAUGAUUACAGGUGUUGCUGCACUGGAUUCCAACAUAUCCGGAAAAAUUGGUCUGCGUGCUGUCAUGUAUUAUUUCUGCACAACUAUCAGCGCUGUUAUUCUAGGAAUCGUGCUGGUGAUGAGCAUCAAGCCUGGUGUCAGCCAGAAAAUGGAUGCCAUGGGCAGGGUGGGCAGUACCCCUGAAGUCAGCACGGUAGACGCCUUGCUGGACCUGAUCAGGAAUAUGUUCCCUGAGAACCUUGUCCAAGCCUGUUUCGAGCAGUACAAAACCACACGUGAAGAAGUGGAGUCUACAGGUGAACCAGUGACGAACCUGACGGAAGAGUCUGUCACAGCUGCCAUGACGACCACAGUUGCCAAGAACACAACCAAGGAAUACCAAGUAGUGGGCUCGUAUUCUGAAGGCAUGAAUGUCCUGGGCUUGAUUGUCUUUUGCCUCGUCUUUGGGAUUGUCAUUGGAAAAAUGGGAGAAAAGGGACAGAUUCUGGUGGAUUUCUUCAAUGCCUUGAGUGAUGCAACCAUGAAAAUCGUGCAGAUCAUCAUGUGUUACAUGCCACUGGGGAUUCUGUUCCUGAUUGCCGGGAAGAUCAUAGAAGUUGAAGACUGGGAAAUAUUCCGCAAGCUGGGCCUGUACAUGGCCACAGUGCUGAGUGGGCUUGCGAUCCACUCCAUCAUAAUCCUCCCGCUGAUAUACUUCAUAGUUGUACGAAAGAACCCGUUCCGAUUUGCCAUGGGAAUGGCGCAGGCUCUCCUCACGGCUCUCAUGAUCUCUUCCAGCUCAGCAACACUGCCUAUCACCUUCCGCUGUGCUGAGGAAGAGAACAAGGUGGACAAGAGAAUCACUAGAUUCGUGCUACCUGUUGGGGCUACGAUCAACAUGGAUGGGACCGCGCUCUACGAGGCAGUGGCCGCCGUGUUCAUUGCACAGUUGAAUAACUUAGACUUGAGCAUUGGGCAGAUCAUCACUAUCAGUGUCACAGCCACAGCUGCCAGCAUAGGAGCUGCUGGUGUGCCCCAGGCCGGUCUGGUGACCAUGGUGAUUGUGCUAGGUGCCGUGGGCCUGCCUGCCGAGGACGUCACCCUCAUCAUCGCUGUUGACUGGCUCCUGGACCGGUUCCGGACCGUGGUGAACGUGCUUGGAGAUGCGUUUGGGACAGGCAUCGUGGAGAAGCUCUCCAGGAAGGAGCUGGAGCAGAUGGAUGUUUCGUCUGAAGUCAACAUCGUGAAUCCCUUUGCCUUGGAAUCCACCAUACUUGAUAAUGAAAACUCAGAGACCAAGAAGUCCUAUAUCAACGGCGGCUUUGCUGUAGACAAGUCUGAUACCAUCUCAUUCACCCAGACCUCACAGUUCUAG